AUGGCAGGAAACUCUGGCCACACUUGUUGUGACAGAGGUGUGACCGCCAUAGCUGAGGCACUGCCGAGUCCCGGAGACCCUGUUCUGGUGGCCAUGGUGCACACUUGCCUGGGCUUGCUGGGCCCACUGCUGCCCCCUGAGGAGCACUACCCAGUGUUCCUGCUCCACCUCCCAGGCCGGGUGGCCUGGGACAUUCCGAUGCUGUGUUCCUCAGCUCCUCACCCACGCACACUGGCCCGAUGGGGUUCUCAGGAGGUGUGUGUAACGUCUGUCAGAUGGGCAGUGUAUCCACUUGGGCGUCCUGGAUCACGUGUCUCCCUCUUCCUAGGAUGCAAGAUCAAGGCCUUGCGAGCCAAGACCAACACCUACAUCAAGACGCCAGUGCGCGGGGAGGAGCCGGUCUUCAUUGUGACAGGGCGCAAGGAGGAUGUGGAGAUGGCCAAGCGUGAGAUCCUGUCAGCCGCUGAGCACUUCUCGCUUAUCCGAGCCACGCGCAGCAAGGCAGGCGGGCUGUCGGGGGCCACCCCAGGUCCCCCCAACCUGCCCGGCCAGACCACCAUCCAGGUGCGCGUGCCCUACCGCGUGGUGGGGCUGGUGGUGGGGCCCAAGGGUGCCACCAUUAAGCGGAUCCAGCAAAGGACGCACACGUACAUCGUGACUCCGGGUCGCGACAAGGAGCCAGUGUUUGCAGUGACCGGGAUGCCCGAGAACGUGGACCGAGCUCGGGAAGAGAUCGAGGCCCAUAUCACGCUGCGCACCGGGGCCUUCACGGACGCGGGGCCCGACAGCGACUUCCACGCCAAUGGUACUGACGUGUGUCUGGACCUUCUGGGAGCUGCUGCCAGCCUCUGGGCAAAGGCACCUCACCCGGGACGGAGGCCCCCCGCCGCCACCAGCAGCCUGCGUGGGGACAGUGCUCUGGGCGCAGCCAGCACCCCCGAGCCCUUCUAUGUGGGCAGCCAUGGAGGGCCGCCCCUGCAGGACCCGAGUCCCAGCAGCCCCUAUGGGGGCUCGGGCAAUGGGGGCUUCACGUUUGGUGGGGACGGGCCUGGAGCCCCGACGGGGACAGCCACCCCUGAAGAUUGUGACUUUGGUUUUGACUUCCUGGCGCUGGACCUGACUGUGCCUGCCAUUUGGGCGCCCUUCGAGCGAGCUGCACCCCUGCCAGCCUUCAGCAGCUGCCCCGCGGUUAACGGGGCACCCGCGCAACCCAGCACAGGCGCGCGGCGCAGCAGCAGCGGGGCCGCCACCACACCGCGCCACUCGCCCACGCUGCCUGACCCCGGAGGACUCAGCCUGGAGCUGCCGCUGGCACGCCGAGGCGUCCCGGAUCCAGUAGGUGCUGUGCCGUGGCGGCCCCCGCAGAGCGCGCUGCCGCCCUUCUCCAGCAGCACCACCUUCUCCACGGCCCCCUCUCUGCCCAGCCCCGCGCCGGUGUCCUCCACCCUGGACGCCGGAGCCUCAGAGGGCAACCACAAGCCAUCCACCGCAGCGGCCAACUCCUCCGCGUCCGCAGCAGCCCCCGGUCCACCCGCUGCCGCCUUGGCUCGUGAAUGUGUGGUGUGCGCAGAAGGUGAGGCCAUGGCUGCCUUGGUCCCCUGCGGCCACAACCUCUUCUGCAUGGAUUGUGCCGUCCGCAUCUGCGGGAAGAGUGAGCCCGAGUGCCCCGCCUGCCGCACGCCGGCCACACAAGCCAUUCAUAUCUUUUCCUAAUGCGCCCCUACUCGACGGGGCGGCCCCGGCUUUCCCGGGCGGGGGCGCGGGAGAGGUGGGGAGGGAAAGGGGCCCACGCGUGUCACAAACAGCUUUAACUCCAGCAGCAGUCUCUGCGGCCAGCGGCUUGCGGCCCAGCGGCAGCGCCUCCGUUCUUGACAAGUGACAGUAUUGAGUGAGCCGGUGACAGUACAGCCGGAGAAUCCUGUUUGCACUUUUUAAUUAAGACAUCCCUCCUUCUUUCCGGGGUGAUCUUAAAACAAACAAAAAAAAAAUAACACGAUAUUUACAACUCUCACUGGAUUUAACAGUGUGGAUUCUUGUAGAAACUUCCAGAAAAAGGCAGGUGGCUUUUUCCCCCCCCCCCCGACACACACUCCCUUUUUUUGGGGCAAAUAUAUACCAUUUUGUACAUCCGCCACGGGGUGGCCAGAGGAGGGUAAGGGGAGGGUAUCAAGGGGCGUCCCAUCAACAAAUUUGUAACUUUUGUUGUGUUUUUUUGUUUUUGUUUUUUAAAUUAAGACUCAGUGUUGCGAUUUUUUGUUGUUGUUUUUUAAAAAAGUUUUUAAAGUUUUUUUUAUUGUUAUUUUUACUUCAUACUUCCUGUGUAUAUGUAGGGAUUUAUAUUAGAUAUACGUACUUUAUGGAAUAAAUUUUAAGAACUAAAAUAUAUUUUAUUUUAAAUAAAGCAACGAACCUUUAAUCUUUGACAGCUAAAUCACUGAUUAUAUAUUUGCUGAACUGAUUUAAGGGUUUAAAAAAAUUGUAUCAAGAGUUUUAUUUUUGGACUUGACAGCCUUCUUAAUAAAGUUGUUUUCCUAUAUGUAA
This is a messenger RNA of Myodes glareolus (Bank vole), 2541 nucleotides long. The record is from RefSeq and is a predicted model, not a curated record. Lineage: Eukaryota; Metazoa; Chordata; Mammalia; Rodentia; Cricetidae.